Adelges cooleyi (spruce gall adelgid) is the source of this 1182-nucleotide messenger RNA. RefSeq lists its product as uncharacterized. NCBI's taxonomy places the organism in Eukaryota, Metazoa, Arthropoda, Insecta, Hemiptera, Adelgidae. The coding region runs from base 184 to 1014 and encodes 276 amino acids. The transcript is spliced from 17 exons. The record is from RefSeq and is a predicted model, not a curated record.
UAGACGUGAUCACAAAAUCCAUAAACACUACAAUAUAUUUGCAUACUGCAAAAUAUAUUGGCAUUUUACAUAUUUUUCGGUCGGCAUAGAAUCCCACGGGCAAGUCGCAAGAAAAUCACUUUGUUACAGCUAGUUUGACAAGUCGAUCAAAUUUAUCUUCAUCCAUCUUCGAAUGUUAUAAAAAUGCAAAUUUACUGUGUUUUAAUAUCGUAUACAUUUGUAAAUAUUUUGGCAGUUAAUAUAGUGGACUCCAUAAAGACGUCUAUUUUUAGAAAUAAACACAUUGAGCAAGCUGUAGCAGAUAAAUUUCAGACUGUUAUAACAAGUAUUGUUUAUGGAAAUCCAUCAAUGGCGGACUACAUAAGAGAAGUGGACAUUACAAAUAAACACAUUAAGCUUGCAGGAGAUGGGUUGAAAACUGUUAUUACAAAUAUUCUUUGUGGAAAUGCGUCAAUGGAAAAAAUUGCUUUUAUGCUGUUUGUUCCGGAAUAUGCAAACACUGGAAACCUGUGGCAAUGCAUAAAACACCAGACUGAUAUGCAAAGAGAAAUAAUCAACGCCAUAUCUCUUCCUGUGCCUAAUGUUCAAAACCAAACUGUUCCUGAGCCUGAUAUUGAAAACCAAAUACCUCCUUAUACUCAAGAGCAAGUGAUGAGUUAUUCAGAUUUUAAUGAGUUGUCCGAACUUGGAACUGAGAGAAGAUCUGAAACUGGAAAAGCUGUUCGAUCAUUAUUUGACUAUGCAACUAAAAAUGAAGACAUUAUUUGUAUAGGUAUGUUUGCAAAUGAAAAACUAGAAGAGCUGCUGAAUGAUUUCGAUAAUUACGACGAUUCGCGAGAUUCAGAGUUCAGCUACUAUUUAAGGAUGUGUCGCUUAAAAGGAAUGGUCAAAAGUAUAGAAAACCCAAGAUCAUAUAUAAUAAACGCUAAGUUUUGCAAGGAAGAUUAUAGUUGUCGGCUAACUGCUGUAGACAGAAGUGUUAAAUCAUAUACUAGCUAUGGAGUUGAUACUUAGGAUGAAAAGAUCAAUCAAGUUUAUGUUAAAAAAUACACAGUUGCAUUUCAGUUAUGAUAAGUUAGACCGGGAAUAAAAAGAGUAACUUAUUAAAAACUAAACAGUACUAUUGUAAUUAUUUUAAAAUAUUUUUGUAAAACUACACUUUUAUCCAAAUUUAUAAUUAUA